AUGCACAGCUACUCUCGUCCCUUUGACAGGGCCACAGCGCUCUGGAACGCCGUGGGCACGGGGAUCCAGCCCGUGCUGCGCGCCGCGAAUGCGGUGAUCCCGGCGCCGGCGCGCGUCGCCCCGCGCCCGCCGCGCCUGCCCCGCCCGCCCAAGCCGCAGCCCGAGACCUCGCCGCAGCAGCUGGACGCGAUCCUCGCGCGCCUGGACGCCGCAAAGCAGGACUGGGUGCGCGUCGGCACAGAGGACCGCGCCGAGCUCCUCGGCAAGUGCCUGCAAAACGCGAUCGACCUGGCCCCGCAGUUUGCAGAGGCCAGCAGCGCCGCAAAGGGCAGCUACGAGGGCGGGCUCGGCGAUGAGAUGUGA
Messenger RNA from Monoraphidium neglectum, 363 nucleotides. RefSeq lists its product as hypothetical. The transcript is spliced from 2 exons. The coding region runs from base 1 to 363 and encodes 120 amino acids. The record is from RefSeq and is a predicted model, not a curated record. Lineage: Eukaryota; Viridiplantae; Chlorophyta; Chlorophyceae; Sphaeropleales; Selenastraceae.